Molecule: messenger RNA, 2190 nt
Organism: Rubroshorea leprosula
Lineage: Eukaryota; Viridiplantae; Streptophyta; Magnoliopsida; Malvales; Dipterocarpaceae
Source: the annotation of a GenBank genome assembly
GUUCUCCCCAAUCUCCGUUCCUGAAAGUUUUCCAUCUUGCUCAGUCGUUUCGAAUCUCUUCUUAAGCUUUUCCCAAAUUUUCAGCUCAAAGAAAGUUAUUUUGAUAAGUUGACAUGAGGGGGAGCUUUUGUUUUUGAUAGUCAUCCUGCAGAGUACCUCUGGAACUUCAUGAAGUGUUUGUGUAGUUACCAUGAUGGUGUGAUUAGGAACUCUUUCUCCAGCUGGGCCAUGAAACCUUAGUUGGUUAAUUUAUGCAUGGAAUCUGGAGACUAAAUUUGUUGUUUUUACUGCAUGGAAGACCAUACUUUCUUUGUUGGUCAAGAGUUCCCUGAUGUCAAGGCUUUCCGCAAUGCAAUUAAAGAAGCUGCCAUUGGACAACACUUUGAGCUGCGUAUCAUAAAAAGUGACCUAAUUCGUUACUUUGCAAAGUGUGCUGCAGAAGGAUGUCCAUGGCGCAUUCGUGCGGUGAAGCUUCCUAAUGUUCCAACCUUCACAAUAAGAAGCCUUGAAGGGACACACACUUGUGGAAAGAAUGCACAAAAUGGGCACCAUCAAGCCUCUGUAGAUUGGAUAGUGAGUUUUAUAGAGGAAAGACUGCGGGAUAACAUCAAUUACAAGCCCAAGGAUAUAUUACAUGAUAUUCAUAAACAAUAUGGGAUCACCAUACCGUACAAGCAGGCUUGGCGUGCAAAGGAACGGGGACUAGCUGCAAUUUAUGGCUCUUCUGAAGAAGGAUACUGUUUGCUUCCUUCUUAUUGUGAGCAAUUAAAGAAAACCAACCCUGGAAGUAUUGCAGAGGUGUUUACCUCAGGAGCAGACAGGCGGUUCCAGCGGCUCUUUGUUUCCUUUUAUGCAUCUAUAUAUGGGUUCCUAAAUGGAUGCUUGCCCAUUGUUGGACUGGGUGGUAUCCAGCUAAAAAGCAAAUACCUUGGUACUUUGCUUUCAGCUACUUCUUUUGAUGCUGACGGUGGGUUAUUUCCACUUGCAUUUGGUGUGGUUGAUGUAGAAAAUGAUGAGAGCUGGAUGUGGUUCUUGUCGGAGUUACAUAGGGCUUUAGAGAUGAAUGCUCAGAAUAUGCUGCACCUCACCUUUCUAUCAGAUGGACAAAAAGGCAUCAUGGAUGCAGUGAGAAGGAAGUUCCCAAGUUCUUCUCAUGCAUUUUGCAUGCACCAUUUGACUGAAAGCCUUGGCAAGGAUUUCAAGAACUCAAGGCUUGUUCAUCUUCUCUGGAAAGCAGCAUAUGCUACCACUACUGUUGGUUUUAAAGAGAAAAUGGCUGAAAUGGAGGAGAUUUCCUCUGAAGCUGUAAAGUGGAUCCAACAAUUUCCUCCUUCCAACUGGGCAUUGGUAUAUUUUGAGGGGACACGUUAUGGUCACCUUUCUUCAAACAUUGAGGAAUUUAAUAAAUGGAUCCUUGAAGCUCGAGAGUUGCCCAUAAUCCAGGUGAUUGAUCGCAUUCAUUGUAAAUUAAUGGCUGAGUUUGAGGACAGACGAUCAAAAGCCAAUUCUUGGUUUUCUGUACUCGUCCCAUCUGCUGAGAAGAGAAUGGCGGAGGCAAUAAAUCUGGCGGCUACUUAUCAAGUUCUACGAUCUGAUGAGGUAGAGUUUGAGGUUAUAUCAGCAGAGCGAUCAGAUAUUGUGAAUAUUGGAACCCAUUGUUGUUCCUGCCGGGACUGGCAGCUUUAUGGAAUCCCUUGCUCUCAUGCUGUUGCUGCAGUAAUCUCAUGUCGGAAAGAUGUAUAUGCUCUCACGGAGAAAUGCUUUACUGUUACCAGUUACCGUGAUAUGUAUGCAGAAGAGAUACACCCAAUUCCUGAAAAAGUUGAAUGGAAGAAGUUAGGUGAGGUUCAUAUGGGUGAUGAUGCCCAAGUUGUACGGCCGCCGAAGUUUCGUCGACCACCAGGACGCCCUGAAAAAAAGCGAAUAUGCGUGGAGGAUAUUAGCCGUGAGAAGCAUACCGUGCAUUGCAGUCGAUGUAAUCAAACUGGGCAUUACAAGACUACUUGCAAAGCAGAUGCCAUGAAGGGUAUUGAGCAGUUUUAGGUUUCUAGUUUUGUAGUUUGUAGAAUAUGUUAACAUGAAUAGUGUUGCUGUACUAGGACAUACUUGUCACCCUUCUCAUGUAAAAUAGGGUCAUUGUGUUUUUAGUUUAGAUUGAGUGUAUAAUUGGAAUGAACUUUUGAGGAUAGC